AUGAACCCUGUGAGCCAUGUUGCGCGAUUCGUUGGAUGCUGGCUUCCACACACAGGAUCUCGCGGGUACAAGCGGUUGCUUUGGAAGCCUGAAUUUCCGUCUGACCUGCCACCAGCGCUUCGGCAGAAUGCCGCCAUCCUUCGUCAUGCCGCGCCCGAGGUCUCCCCUCACAAAGCCCUGUUCACCAUACAUGCUUCCCAGAGAAUCUGGGAGAUUGCUCUGGAUCUAUGUGCACGGGGAGCAGUUAAUGACUUAGCUGCCAACAUCAUCUACAGAGCUCUGGCGGCGUUGGAUUGCACAGACUGGAACGAGUACCGGAGGAGACAGGAAGAGUUCCGGCAAGAUUUGUUCACAGCGUGCUCCAACCUCUUUGAGGUGCAUCAUGUGCAUGCAGGUGCAGAGUGCAUUUUCGGGGUCUUAAACGAGACCACGAUGAGGUCCAUCUCACCUGUAAUGAAGACCCCCAAGCGCCAGAAGCUUCGAGAUCUUGUGGUGGACAUCAUUGAGGAGUGGGUGCUGCUGCACCAGGACUCCUUCAGCCGCAUCAAUGGCAGCAAGCUCCUGGAUGUGGUCGGCCCCGCUGCCUUCAUCCAGCUCAUUCCACGGUUUGGCAUCAGCCCCAGAAGCCUCACGCCAGACGAUCUGGAAGUCUUAAUGUACCACUUGACCGAGGAGGCCCGGGACCUCUUUGGCGUGAUCCGCAUCGGGCUCUCCUUCUUGCCCGUGGAGUCACUGAACGAAUCUCUUGGAGGGUCCAGCUGGUCCUUGAGGAGGGUGCUGAAAGUCAUAGAGGGCCGGCAAAGUGAGCAUGGACUUCGAUUCUUCCUUGCUCAUCUUGAGCCGAUCUCCUUGCUGUUGCAGGCGCUGGCAGCUUUACGGGAGCGAGACUUGGACACAGGCCUGUCGCGCAACCCCUGGUCCUACUCAACCAGCCUCGUUGUCGAGGCCGAUGUUCGUUCUGGAAAGCCUCUAUUGCCGAAGCUGCCGCACAUCUGGCCGAUGCGACCUCCUCCUCUGCUGCCUCCUCCGAGCAAGGCUCCGAUCGACGAGGACGAAGAGAUACCCCGGAAGCAGAGGAUGUGGUUGACAGAUGGGGAGCUGAUGCCCUUAUCUAUUUCACGUCGACGACCCAAGCCUCUGGCAGGGUUGGCUCCGCCCUCUCGCAUGCGCGAUACUUCCUGGCCGCAGUUGGCCUUCGAUCCGGUUGAUGCCUUGUCCGAGGAUUUGGGUGAGAGGAGUCACAGCAGCGUGAAUGCUUACAGCAUAUUGGCCGGUGAGGCGGAUGAUGCUUUGGAGUUGUGGGGCGGCGCUGCCCCUGCAAAAAGAGACCGGGCUGGUGGGCUGGUGGAGGGCUUGCCGAGUCCCCUGGCCGAGCUCCCACUCGAUGCCAUCCACUUUGUGGAUUCCGCACAGGGCCUGUCGCACGUGCUCACCUUCCUUCAGCAGGCUGCACCAGCCUACGUUGGAAUCGAUCUCGAGUGGUCUGAUCCACAGCCUGUGUCCAUCAUCCAGAUAGCAACGCCAAGCCGUGCUUUCGUCCUGGAUUGCGUGAACCGGACGCCGCUCUACAUGUCGGUUCUGCACUGUGUUAUGGAUUACGUCAUGAAGCGGGAAGAGAUGACCAAGCUCUUCUUCGGAUUUCCGCAUGACCUUAUCCGACUGAACAUGCUCUUCGGCCCGUACGGUCGAAGCUUCAGCGGCAAGGACUACCUCGCAAGCGUACUGGACCUCUAUACGCAGCGGGUUCGGAGGGUGCAGGUAACUAAUCCUCGCGCGGAGGACACCCCGCUUGGACGGGAGAGCCUGAUGGGUGAAGCUUUGCAGGUGGAUGACUUUUCGAAGAUAGCAGAGAUCGGCGAGCAUCCCCUGCCACCGUAUCCUAUCCAGGAGCUCUCGGAGCAGGUUUUCAUCGUGGGAGGCCACCAGUCUCUGUCUCGCAUGGUGGAGAAGUAUCUGGGCGAGACCCUCAACAAGCAGUAUCGGGUCAGCAAUUGGAAUUUCCGUCCACUAAGUGCCUCACAGGUCAUCUAUGCUGCAACAGAUGCACACAUCCUUCUGCGGCUAGAAUCUGCCUUGCGAGAGCAGCAAGUGUUGCCGCAACGCAUCUGGGGUGUGUCCGCCAGAGACUCAACUCAGCCGGCCUGGUGGCGGGACAGCGCUGGGACUUCAGCCGCCGAAAACAGAAGUUCGUGCGUGGCAGGUUGUGCGCAUGCAGCAAUGUGCUAA
This is a messenger RNA of Symbiodinium sp. CCMP2592, 2226 nucleotides long. Lineage: Eukaryota; Dinophyceae; Suessiales; Symbiodiniaceae. The record is from the annotation of a GenBank genome assembly.